Doryrhamphus excisus (bluestripe pipefish) is the source of this 3104-nucleotide messenger RNA. The record is from RefSeq and is a predicted model, not a curated record. NCBI's taxonomy places the organism in Eukaryota, Metazoa, Chordata, Actinopteri, Syngnathiformes, Syngnathidae.
AGGCCGGAAGUUGGUGUUGGAGAAGAGAUCGGCUGCUAAAAAGAGAGGAACCAUCGCUGCAGCCUGAAAAAUCAAGCUUUAUUAACCCUUGAAAUUUCUACAUGAAACACCCAGAAUCAUCGAUCGUGGUGAAAAGAUGGCUGACGUUGAUUUCGGAGAUGUGGAACUGUUUGAACAAUUAGAUGACCCCAGGCCGCCGGAACCCACCCACAUUCGCUUUCCAGAUGACGCGGAGGACCACGAAGAGGUGUCGUUGUUACGAGGCCGGUUGGGUGAAUGUGAUGACCACAUUGAGAAGCUAACAGAGGAGAAUAAAGCUUUGAGAAGAAAGCUGAAGGUCCUGACACGACCCAGUGGCAUUACGGUCGAAGAUGUCAACAUCAAUGGACCCGUGAUUCAAAUCAUAUAUUUAAACAAUUUCAUAUCAAAGCAAUGCCGGCAAGAAAUCGAAGAUAGCGUCUGCAAUGUAAUACUGCGGCAACAAAAGGCGGGCAGUACAACAAGUCAUUCCUCCUCCUCCUCCUCCUCCUACUUGAAGCCUCAGCCUUCUGCAUUUGCAAUGGAUGAAGACCCACAGAAGUCAUCCAGCACUCGUGUGAAAACAACAACAGAAGCCUUUAAAGUGGUUGGAAGCGUCCUGCACUUCACCACCUUCAGUGUGGACCAACUUGGACAGCCGCUGCAGAAUGAAAACCCUCAGGUGACCAGCGGAUGGGAAGUGCCAACCUAUCUGCAGGUUUUCAACCAAGUCAUCGGCACGGAUGGGCAGGAGAUAGAAAUGAAAGAUAAACGGCCCAAAUCCACCUGUUUUAACUGUGGCUCAAGUGCUCAUCAAAUGAGAGACUGCCCUAAGCCCAGAGACAUGGCCGCCAUUAACGAGAGAAGAAAGGAGUUCCAGAACAACAACCCGUCCCUGCUGAGUAAUCAGCGGUACCACGCUGAUGAGGUGGAGGAGCGAUUCUCCAAAUACAAGCCUGGAAUCAUGAGCGAGGAGCUUUUGGGGGCGCUGGGAAUCGACAUAAACACUCUCCCUCCUCUCAUCUAUCGCAUGAGGCUGCUGGGAUACCCGCCCGGGUGGCUCAAAGAGGCAGAAAUGGAGAACUCUGGUUUAACACUGUAUGACGGAAACGUGUCAAAUGACAACAGUGCGACCAACAACACCGCAACACAAAACCUCUCAUAUGAUGUUUCUAAACUGGUCGACUUUCCAGGCUUCAAUGUGCCGGCGCCGCACAAAAUGAAAGACGAGUUUGUGCGCUACAGUUCCGUUCCUAUGCACAGCAACCACCUGAAGCACAACUACGCAGCCUACCUGUCCAGCCACUUUGCUGCGCCCGAUGGUCGUACUAACAAGAGGCAUCACGAGUCCGACUCCUCUCAGCAGCACAGGAAGAGGCCAAGAUCCAGCCCCGAUGGGAGCUCUGAUAUGGAUAUUGAAUCGGAUCCUGGAACUCCUUACAAAACUCAACGUCAGGGUGACUUCCACUUCCAACCGCCACUGCCGCCUGGCUCGCCGUGCUUCAGCUCACCCCCUCCUCUACCCCACGGCACCCCGCCUGCGACACCCACACCCCCGCCUCUCCCGAAAAGCACACCGCCCACCAGUGGCUCCCUGAGGACAAUGCGAGAAUCUAACUGGGUGGUGGUGGACGAGGCGACAGAGGGACAGGAUGACGACCUCACCCUGGAGGAGCUGGAGGAGCAGCAAAGGCUGAUCUGGGCAGCGCUCCAAAACGCAGACACCACCACCAACAGUGACUCGGAGACACCCGUGGGGGGGAGUUUGACGAGCGUGUCCCCACCGGCGCGGGGUGACUCUGAAAUGGAGGAGGUUGAAGAAGUGACGGACAAAAGGUUGCCUGGUGAGGUUGAUGCACAGACCCCAGUUGAAGACAAAAGGUUGCUGGGUGAGGUUGAUCCACAGACCCCUGUUGAAGAUCAGAAUGACAGCCCCCAAAGCCCCGAUCCAAUCAGACCCCAGGAUGGUCUUCCUAAGGUCAAAUGUCAAGAUAGUCCAGGUCCAGCUAAAUUGCAAGACAACAGUUCAAUCAAAUCCCAGGAAGACAGCCCCCAAAGUCCUGGCCCCAACCAAUCCCAGGAAGACAGCCCCCAAAGUCCUGGCCCCAACCAAUCCCAGGAAGACAGCCCCCAAAGUCCUGGCCCCAACCAAUCCCAGGAAGACAGCCCCCAAAGUCCUGGCCCCAACCAACCCCAGGAAGACGGCCCCCAGAACCCCGAUCCAGCAGCCUCCCAGGAUGUAAACGGAGCCUCCCCCAAGCCAGAAACCAACAAGGUGUCAGCGGUUCCUCAUCGAAGCAAGUUCGCAGAGGGCAUCGUGCCUUUCGAGGACACUCCGGAAUACACGGAAGUGGCCGAAGCCACGGGGACGUACCUCCGCAUCAGAGACUUGCUCAAGAGUUCGCCUCGAAGUUUGGCUAAGAAAAAAUAAUCGUAAUGAAUACGUUCUUGGCCACGUUAUGUAUCAUAUUUUAACUGCUUUUUUUAUGUACAGAGUCUAAGGCAGGCAGGGACAUUGAACCACAGGUAUCAUUUUGUUUUUUCUUGUUUUUAUUUGUAAAAAUGUUAAUUUAGUGACAUGUAUGAGUUUUAUUUUUGGUCCCCUACUUAACUACACUUUGAAGUAAACAAGCCUGAUUUGCGUGUUUAUUUUUUUAAUCACUCAUUCUAUGUACUGUAUAUCUAUCUCGUCAGCUGCAACCCUUAUAAGGAGAAGCACUACAGAAAAUGUUGGAUGGAUAAAUAACACUUUUCAAUGAGACAUGUUCAGUUGCCAGGAGCAAAUUUGUUUCUUUUUGUGUAGCCUAGCAAUCAGUAUUGAAAAUGAAUUGCUGGAUACAUUUUGGGAUUUAAAAAAAUGUAUUUUUUUUUUUAUCUGGAUGCUUUUUUUGUCACCAUGUUGCUUUUUAAGAGAUGGAUAUUCAGUGAGUACUGUAAAUGUGGGAUUAAAAAUUUUGUUUUUAAUUGGUCUUUUUUUGUCACGUGGAACAAAUGUGUCGCUUUCUGUGUAGUAUUGCCAUUUCCGCUAAAUCAGUCCCGUGGUUUUCAAUGAGGUAACAAAUGUGUCGCUUUUUGUGUAGUAUUGC